CGGUUCUGAUAACAUAAGAGCCGGUACAGGAGUGUAACCCUUUUUCUAUAAUUGACCAAGAAGAAUUGCCUUGCAAACCUUACUUUGAAAAGGAAGAUACCACGAAUUUUGGAAAUCCAAAUAAUAACGGCCUUUCGGUAUACUGUACUGCGCUGGAACUAGCCGACGCCAAAACACUUUACACCUUGAGCUUUUCGACAACUUUGCCAUGGUAUUCUGCGGGAAGCCAAGUAAAGGUUGCUUGAACUGCCGGAAGAGGAGAAUCAAGGUAUGGGAGCCCCAUUCAUGUGCGAUCUUACAAAAGCUUAUUAUUUAUAGUGCGAUCAGAUCCAACCAAGUUGCUCGCAAUGCUUGAGAGCAGAAAAAGACUGUUCCGGUUAUCGUGAUCAAUUGGACCUUCAAUUUCGGGAUGAAAAUGCAACAGUAAUUAUGCGAACCGAAAAGAAAAGAGCAAAGCAAAUAGUUGAUCGGACGAAAUCCCGUUCAUCAUCACCACGUCGAGCAAUGAUUUCAGAAGCCACUUCCAAAAGUAGCCCCAAGAAACACCCUCGUCCUUCGACAACCUCAAGAAGUGGCUCACCCGGCGGGGACGUUGCAAUGAUCUUAGCAGAUGUAGGCUUGAGCUUCUUCUUCACACAUUACGUCGAUGCGCCUUACAAAACUGCGAACGAAGAAAAGAUUGUGAACUCGUCUUUGUUGUGGGAUGUUUCCCAUAUGAACCCCCUCCUGUUCACCACUGCAUCUUGCAUUGGAUAUGCUGGUCUAGCAAAUGUGUCCAAAAAUCCGGAUUUCAUGAUUGUUGCGAGGAACAAGUACGCAGAAGCAAUUCGCGCCAUCAAGUCCUGGUUGGAAAUCCGGGCAAGUAAAGACUUUAAGGUUCUCUUCAAAUCGGUGAUGAUGUUGGCAGUAUUUGAAGUAAGUAGGAUGAAUACUGAAAGGCACUUCUCUGACUGGAUUUCUGUCAGAUCAUCAACGGCACGACACCAGACACAGCGGAAGGGGCCGAAGGCUGCGUAUCUGAAGGCAGAAGGGUUCACAUCGAAGGAGCCGCGGCCUUGCUCAUGAUAAACUCGCAACGAAGAGAUGCGGUUGUGAUGCCUCCGUUGCGAUGUCAAUCGCAGUUCUGCUUCAUUGCGGUAUGUGUUUUCGUUUUCUGGCUCUUGUUGUUGUUGAAAUCAAUCUGAUAGCGAAUUGCAGUUGGUCAAUAGCAUCUCCAGUAACGAGCCAAUCCCACAACCAAUUCGGGAAUGGCCCCAACAGUCCUUUAAGAAUCUCGAUGCUAGCGAAGCACUGGCGGUUGACCUUGUCCGCAUCUGUUCCUCGGUCGUUGAUUUGGACUCCUUUGCGAAAUCCAACGAGUCCAUCGACCCCGAAAUCCUCAUCGCACAAGCGCGCGAAUUGGAGACUGCCUUGGAGAAUUGGGAAGGAGAGCUUCCGUCUCAAUGGUCGUUUUCAACCCGUCCUGUUGCUGAUACCGGAAGUGAUAUAUAUGAUGGAAAAACACAUAUGUACACUGACCUGUGGACUGCGAGGACUUACAAUCACUAUCGUUGGACUCGAAUUCGAGUAAACGAGAGGUUGUUUCGGAUGUUGUCAGAAAAGAAGUUGGAUAUGAUGCAAGAUGAGCACAAGAAAGAACAACAGAAAUGUCUUUCUACCAUCCUGCGUAUGGCCGAAGACAUCUGCAGCAGCAUUUCCUUCGCUUUCAGCUGUCGUUUUUGCCCUAACCCUAAGGAUGCUGCGGCUCCGCCGAUCUCUGCCUCGUUCGUCAGUAUUUUUCCUUUGGCCUCCGCCUCCGAUGCCCUUGGUGUGUCCCAGAAAAUUCAUGACUUCGGCGUGAAUAUGCUUGAGGAAAUCGGACAUGAUAGGGGCAUUAUUCAAGCUUUGCAAAUAGCAAAACUGGUCAGAAGUCGACGAGCGCAGCGAAGCGAAGAAGCUCAAACUCCACAAUCUCAGCUCUCAGGUUUCGAGGUACGAGAAUGAGAUAUCGCGACGAAAGGAAACUAGAUUGCAAGUUCCAUGAUUUCUUCGUCGCCGAUGAAGACAAUGAUGAUGACGAAGAGCCAUCAUCUCUCUUUCAAAUGGGCCUGGCGAAGCCUCAAGAGGGGGAUUGUCACGUGAUAGGCCAGGGGUAAGCGGCUCCAGGGGUGGCUUUGGUGCCAAGACUUGAAACUUCCCCGCCAAAUCAAGCGCCGAGGUCGUCCCUGCGACUCUCUCUCACUCGCUCGCCUCACUCCAAUUUCGGACGUCAUCAAACUUCCACAACCACCUGAACCUGCACCAUUCUUCUGCUGGUACCGUGUCACCCACCAUAGAAUCCAUCCACCAACAUCUAUACCUUCAUCUAGGCUCACCAUCACUUCCACUUCGCUUUCAUGAUCGCUUGUCGCAUGCUCGCAGUCAGUCUUUCCAUCAUGCAUUAUGGCAGCAUCUACAACGUUACUCGACUCGGCCAUUUGUUGGCUGCUCUCGACAUUCCUAGACAACUCUAGCACUUAUCAGGAAGGCCACUAGGAUUGUUCCUUCGUCAUCCAUCCUUCGCACAAGUCACGGCUACAAUUCAUGCACAGUAAUAUAAAAUGUAUCUAAAGCCUGCAGACUUUCGUCACAUUCCCCUCAUUCGGCACCCUUUCACGGCAUUUCAGGGGAAGCAGCCAAUGAACACAUCAGAUCAAAUAUGGUUAGGUUAUCGAAACGAGGAUUUUAUAUCUUUUGUAGGGAUGUCCCGGGAGACCGACGAGGCCGGUCCUGCUCAAGUGAGCUCUCCGGCAGACCCAUGAGGGGUUGUUGUGAUCGACAGCGGG
This is a messenger RNA of Hymenoscyphus albidus, 2804 nucleotides long. The record is from the annotation of a GenBank genome assembly. Lineage: Eukaryota; Fungi; Ascomycota; Leotiomycetes; Helotiales; Helotiaceae.